This is a messenger RNA of Drosophila bipectinata, 2979 nucleotides long. It is a transcript of the gene beat-Ic, whose product is annotated as beaten path Ic. Lineage: Eukaryota; Metazoa; Arthropoda; Insecta; Diptera; Drosophilidae. The record is from RefSeq and is a predicted model, not a curated record. Gene Ontology annotation, biological process: motor neuron axon guidance.
UCGUUUGGUCGCUCUGCCGCUGCCACCGUACCCGAGAACGAAGCCACAACAACCACGACAACAAAUUUAACGCAGGCGAGAGCUAAUAUUUGAAUCAAUUUAAAUAAUAGCCGUAUAAACAAACCGCAGAAACAAAAAACAAUUGCCAACGGACAGAAAAUGAAUUAGCCAGUCUAAUUGCCAAACGCAAUUGAAACAAAAUAGCAAAAUCAGUGGACAAACAACUGCCGGCUAAAAAGUGUCAGAAUUUGUGAAAAUUAAUAUUUCACUAGAGAUUUGAGUGCUACCAAAAUAAAACCAAACAAAAAGGCAAACAGACAGCACACUGCACACAGAACAGAGACCAAACAGGACCAAACAAAACUUUUCGCCAAACUUUUAUUUCGUACACACACAGGUUUUUUUUGGCCCAACGCGAUUUGUUCGCACAAAAUUAUGAAAAAUAUGUGAGAAGUGUGCAAAAUCCCAAAAAAACACUCGGGGAGCAAGGACCUGAGCGGCGGGCGUGCAAAAAGCGUAACUGAGAGCCUCUGGCAUAGGUCAAGCUCCGAACUCCAGUGCGAGAUAUAUUCUGGUCGGUCUCGGAAUCCCCGACGUGGUUCUUCGAGGACCCUACUCCCACGUACUCCCUGAACUCCAUCCUGGUGCCAGUGUCGGUGUUUUGAGUGUGUGCGUGGAAACCCGUGUAACGUGCUAAAAUAAGUUAAUUUAUUGCCGGGACAACAAUAACAACAGCAGCUCGCAGAGACAACAAUCGCCGGCAGUCAUAACAUUUACCUUGUUUCCCAGUUCCCCCCAAAAAAAGCUGGAUUAAAGCUUCCGAGUAAUCCCAACUACAGAGCCCAGAAGAAGCCCGAAUUCAAUUGACAUUUAUUGGCCAAUAUAUAUUUAUAGGGCCAAAAUCGAAGCAAAGGAGAUUCGAGAUAAAAAAAAAUCCAAAAGGGGAGGACACAAAUACACAAUACACAGAGACAACAGUAUAAACAUAUUUUCCAAUGGCGAAUACCACUAAACAAGAGUCGCCCAUCCGCAACAUGCAAAUGGCCAACAAGUGCAUGAGGCGGAGGGGAGGGGGCAAGGAAGUGGCCUCAGUGCCAUCGCUUGGACCACAAAAUGGGCGUGGCCGUUUCUGCUGGCUGGCCAUGAUUCUGCUCCUCAUGCUGGUGCCUGAUUUUAUUGUGGCACUUAAGGAUGUUUCGGUAAUGAUUCCCCAGGCGGUGAAACGUGGCAGCAACGCUCUGUUCACGUGUAAUUACGAUAUGGAGAAUGAUACUCUAUAUUCGGUGAAAUGGUAUAAGGGCAAGCGUGAAUUUUAUCGCUACACGCCCAAGGAGAAUCCUGCAAUGAAGGUCUUCGCCAUGACGAGUGGUCUCAACGUUGAGCGAAACCUUUCGAAUCAGAGCCACGUCGUGCUGCAGUCGGUUCCGUUGAAUAUUUCGGGUAAAUUUACAUGCGAAAUUUCCGUGGAGGCUCCCACAUUCCAAACAGCCAUGGUGUCCGGCGAAAUGGAGGUAGUUGAGCUACCGGAAGAGCACGCUGUGGUUACCGGGAUACAGGCACGUUAUCGCAUUGGCGAUUUGGUCGACGGCAAUUGCUCAAUUAAAUACUCCAAACCGGCUGCUAAUUUGACAUGGACUAUUAAUGGUAUUGUGGUACCACCGCACCACAUAAAGACGUAUCAGACCGAAAGGCGGGAGAACAGCACCCUGGAAUCUGUCACAAGUGCCAUACAUUUCAUGGUCACCAAUCAACAUUUUCUCAAGGGUCAGAUGAGGCUCAAGUGCACGGCCAAUAUCUUUGACAUCUUUAAGGAGGAAAUGGAGAGCGUCAUCGAGGAGGACCGACCCAGGAUAAUGGCUUCGGGCAGAUCGUAUGACAUCAACAAUUACCCACUCGAUGAGAACACGAAUGGCGAUAGGGGCUUCGAGGAUCACAAUGAAUCAUAUUUGACCUACUAUUCAGCGGAUAAUAGUGCAUCGGGCGCCGCGACAGCUGCGAACGAAAUCUUCUGGCGUUUCUGGCCAUCACGACUCUCGGCAACACUUGGCCAAAUGACGAAGCUCCGCAUCAACAGGCAGUUAGCGGGGGCAGCUGCUUUUUUCGCUGCUUUGGUUCUGGGCCCGCUGGCCCAUCAAAUUAUCAACUGUCAAUACACAAAGCCGGUGACGGCAACAACAGGACUGGGAACGGCAACAGGAAGGGCAAAGGUGCCACAAAAACGGCAACACCAACCCACGAAGCAACAUCAACAAAUGCCUGGAAGCAGCAACAGGGACGAAAAGGAUGUGACAGCUUCAAAGGCGCCACCAUUCGCAUCCGUAUCCACAUCCACAUCCACAUCGAGCGUCAAAUGCUUUUAUAAUUGUCAAAUGGCAAUGCCAACUGAAAAUCGCAAUCUCGUCCUGCACGAGGAUGAUGAUGAUGGUGCAGCGAAUAUUGAAAGUGCAACGGCUGCUGCUCCUCCUUCUGAUAUUGCUGGUGCUGUUGCUAGUGCUGCUGGAGUCGCGAGUUGCAGCAUUAAGCGGCUGUCAGCAACACUUAUGGGGAGUACGGAGGGCGUGGCCAGUUGGCUGGAUCAACGAAUAUUGAUGACUUUGAGGCGGCAGCCGAUGGAUGCGACGCAGACGCGCUGGAGCGCGUGCUGAUGCCGAAUUGAUGAUGAAAUCCAUUUCCGAAAGUAGCUUAAGGUGCUCGCCACGGCCCUUGCUUACACUGUGUGAAAAGUUGAAUGGUAUAAUUAAUAUAUUAUACAUACGUAUAUGCGAGUAUUGAUUGAAUUCGCCAGCUGCAUAAUUUGACCUGGCAGUAGCUCUUAAGUGUUAUACAUAAGGUCAGGGAUAUACGAAAGCGUGGUAUAUUUAAUUAUUAAAUUAUAACCGCUAAGUGGAAAGCUUAAUAACAGGAAAUACAUUUAUGUUAUGUUAAAAAAUUAAUACCUAGAUGGUGAAACCAGUUAUAAUUAAAACUACCCCGUAAAGU